AUGUCCCGGGUGUCACCCAUAGCAAAAUUAGGACUGAUUCUACUGCUGGUGGAGCCCAGGAAGCUUCUGGCAAAUCCUAACUCACUUGACUUCAGCCUCAUUGUCAAGUCCCAGUCAACAUCUCAUCAUCCCUGGUGUGCAGUCACCGGCUCAGUGAACACAGAGCCUUUCCUUUUGUAUGACAGUCGCAACAAGACGGCCACACCUGUGGGACUGGGAAAGAAGGUUCACAAUACUAAAGAGUGGAAAGAUGUACCCCAAACUCUAAUAGAUGUGUGUCAAAAGCUCAGGGAGUUUCUGCUUGGACACCUACCCAGGGGUCACUGCACCCUGCAGGCCAACAUGUCCUGCCAUCUUGACGCAGGUGUACGCACUGGUGCAUCCUGGGUGUUCAGUAUCAAUGGGCAGACAGCCUCCAUUGACACCCUGCACAUGAACUGGACAGACACUGGUCUUGCAGACAUGAAGAUCAAGGAGGAAUGGGAGAACAAUCAUGAACUGAGAAAGAGCUUACAAAGUAUCUCCACGGGAGAUUGCUUUGACUGGCUGAAGACAUUCUUAAUAUCCUGGGAGAAACUGAUGGAGCGUGCAGGUCCCGCCGCCGACCCUGAUGGCAGGGCCGGGGGCUGCACUCAGGCUCCUCCUGGUCCUUUUGCUCCUGCCGGGGAACGCGCCGCGGACAGCGCCGGCCGGUGCCGGACCCUGUUCCCAGGCUCGGAGUCGGGCUCCUCGGCGACGGGCGCGCGGGGCGGACAGGUGCCCGGGCUCCCGGGGUUCCCCAGGGUCGGGAAUUCGCGGGAUUGA
Molecule: messenger RNA, 804 nt
Organism: Sorex araneus (European shrew)
Lineage: Eukaryota; Metazoa; Chordata; Mammalia; Eulipotyphla; Soricidae
Product: UL16-binding protein 6-like
Exons: 5
Coding region: 1-804 (267 amino acids)
Biological process (GO): positive regulation of T cell mediated cytotoxicity; antigen processing and presentation of endogenous peptide antigen via MHC class I via ER pathway, TAP-independent; antigen processing and presentation of endogenous peptide antigen via MHC class Ib
Cellular component (GO): external side of plasma membrane
Source: RefSeq, a predicted model, not a curated record